AUGGACCUCAAGAAGCGCCUCAAGUUGGGCAGUUUGAUGCGCAAACGAUCCUCGCACGCAGCCCAGGAUGUCAAUAUCGACACAAACGCCGAUACGCCCGAGGCCAAUGCUACCAAGGGAGUGAUGCUCUUCUGCGAGUCUGGUGCCGCCAACUCGGGUGAAGAGGUCCUCCACUUGCCUACCAUCGUCGAGUCCGCCGUCGCAAGCCCCAGCGCAGCCGCAGCCGCCGCAAGACAGAUCCGCAUCUUCCUCUCCAAAGAGAACUUCAACCGCCCUCAUGUCCAAUACAAUUCUGUCAUGCUCAUUAGGAUCCUGGCCGACAACCCAGGACCCUCCUUCACCAAGAACCUCGACAAGCAAUUCGCCGAUACAGUCAAACACCUACUUCGCCAUGGGCAAGACCCGAGUGUCGCGCAAAUCGUCAAGGAGACGCUGGAUUCAAUGGAGCGCGAGAAGGCAUACGACACCAACCUGAACACGCUCUUCGCCAUGUACAGGAAGGAGAAGGGCCUCAUGGCAGCCGCGGCAAAGCAGUUUGGCCCCCGAAAGCUCAAUGCGCCAGGCUGGUCGGGGUCACAGAACAUCCACGGCGGCUUCGGUUCAGGCGGACACAAGUCGUCUUCCAAGUCGUUGCCGCCACCCGUGGAGCUCGCGGGGCGCAUCGAGGAAGCGCGUACAUCGGCCAAGCUACUCCUCCAGCUCGUACAGUCUACACCAGCGAAUGAACUGCUCGGCAACGACUUGGUCAAGGAGUUCGCUGAGCGCUGCACGGCCGCCCAGCGCAGUAUACAUGGUUACAUCGCCUGCGACAAUCCGGCGCCUGACGAUGACACUAUGCUCACUCUCAUCGAAACCAACGAGCAGCUGUCCCUCGCUGCCUCCAAGCACCAGCGCGCCAUCCUUCAAGCUCGUAAAUUCAUGGGUGCCUCACCUUCCCCACCAGUACAGAACGGUGCCUACGCGCCACCACCCAACGGCACCAGUAGUCCAGCUGGUGUGCCUGCGCAGUCUCCCGGGCUGGCAAAUCUCCCAUCGCACAACGACGCGCCUUCGCUGGCCCCUAUGGAUUUCGGAACGACACAACCCAGCGCAUCGGCUACCAACCACGGCAAUGACAACAGCUCUCUUCCCCCGUCACUGCAAGCUGCACCAGGCCGCACACAAUCGAGCGCGCAAGAAGAGAACCCCUUCGCUGACCACUACACGACAACCUACACACCUCCAGCGUCGUACCAAAACUCUACGUCGACGAACAAUUACGGUGGCUCACCAGACCCUUACCAUCCAGGCUUCCAGUCUACUCCAUCAUAUCUGGGCCGGCAAGAGAGCUCUGCCAAUAAUUUGACCAUGCACGGUGCGCAACCGACGAUUCAAGAAGAGGAUGACCACAUGCGCCCGCGGGCCGAACGACCUCGGACUCCCGAUCUCAACGUGCCUCAGCAACAGGCCCCUGACGUUUCGCCCGUCGCAGAGCGUAAUACCGUCACGUACAGAUACUAG
This is a messenger RNA of Alternaria viburni, 1500 nucleotides long. RefSeq lists its product as uncharacterized. NCBI's taxonomy places the organism in Eukaryota, Fungi, Ascomycota, Dothideomycetes, Pleosporales, Pleosporaceae. The record is from RefSeq and is a predicted model, not a curated record. The coding region runs from base 1 to 1500 and encodes 499 amino acids. The transcript is spliced from 4 exons. Gene Ontology annotation, molecular function: ubiquitin binding; phosphatidylinositol binding.